AUGGAUUUCCUUCCCUUGGAUAAGAGAAUGGGUUCAGUGGGAUUCUUGACAGGGCAGCCUUUGCGUUACUACGGCUCUUGGUCUCUUUCCUCUCGUACUAUGCCUGUUGAAAGUUCCUUGCCUUUUCCCUCUCCCUCCGACAUACAAACGGCGUUGGAGGCACGCCGUAAAUUUGAGUUCUUGGACGGCACUAUCACUCAACCGCAACCUCUUGGUACAAAGUCCGAUUGGACUGCAAUUAACGCCAUGUUAAUAUCUUGGAUCACAAAUACCAUUGAUGCUGAUGUUAAAUCUUCCUUGUCAAAAUUUAAGGAGGUCAAACCCUUUUGGGAUCACCUUAAAAGGAGGUUUGCGCAGACUAAUGGACCACGAGUUCAACAGCUUCGGUCUUCCCUAGCUAAAUGUGAACAUACCAAAACCAUGUCAGUGUCCGUAUAUUACAGAAAAUUACAUGCUCUAUGGCAAGAAUUGGAUCAUCAUGAGCCCCUGAUUUCUUGUACUUGUUGCUCCGGUUGUACGGCAGGUCGUUUACAUGAGGUUCGUCGUGAGCAAUCUAAACUUCAUGAUUUUCUGAUGGGUUUGUAUUCCGAGUAUUACUCUUCGUUGCGGACUAAUAUAUUGUCUCAAGAUCCGUUACCAAGUCUUGAUAGGGUUUAUCAGCUUGUGAUUCAAGAGGAGCGUGUUCGUACGGCCAAACACGAAUCCGAGACACAGCCGACCGAGGCUCUUGGAUUUUCGGUUCGUGCUACUGCAGGACGGGGUUGUGGUUCUGCAGAUCGUCCUGUGUGCUCACUUUGCAAGAAGGUAGGACAUGUGACUGAAAAGUGUUGGUCACUUUUGGUGUGCUCUCAUUGCAAGAAGCGUGGUCAUGAUGUUAGUAAGUGUUAUGACAUCGUGGGUUAUCCCGAAGGGUGGACUGAAAAGAAUGGCAGGCUGUCUUCCGCUGGUCAAGGUUGUGGCUUGCUGCGUGCAACUGCCACGCCCGACAGCACCUCCACGCCUUCACCCGUGGCAAAUUGUGUAACAACCGCAUCAAAUAACGCUGUUGUGGGUCAGCACUUUACUUCUGAUCAAUGGAAGGCUAUUACGGACCACUGA
Molecule: messenger RNA, 1098 nt
Organism: Lycium barbarum (goji berry)
Lineage: Eukaryota; Viridiplantae; Streptophyta; Magnoliopsida; Solanales; Solanaceae
Exons: 3
Coding region: 1-1098 (365 amino acids)
Molecular function (GO): zinc ion binding; nucleic acid binding
Source: RefSeq, a predicted model, not a curated record